Rosa rugosa (rugosa rose) is the source of this 1489-nucleotide messenger RNA. RefSeq names its product mRNA-decapping enzyme subunit 2. Gene Ontology annotation, cellular component: cytoplasm. Gene Ontology annotation, molecular function: 5'-(N(7)-methylguanosine 5'-triphospho)-[mRNA] hydrolase activity; RNA binding; manganese ion binding. Gene Ontology annotation, biological process: nuclear-transcribed mRNA catabolic process, nonsense-mediated decay; deadenylation-dependent decapping of nuclear-transcribed mRNA. The transcript has 10 exons. The record is from RefSeq and is a predicted model, not a curated record. NCBI's taxonomy places the organism in Eukaryota, Viridiplantae, Streptophyta, Magnoliopsida, Rosales, Rosaceae. Bases 161 to 1126 code for a protein of 321 amino acids.
GUGAAAACUGAAAAGAAAAAUAGAAGCGUAGGUGAGCAAGUAGAAGCAAGUAGAGUCGGAGUGAGAGAGCAAAAGCCCAAGCUCUCUGUGUCAAAGUUGAACGCGAAUUUUCGAAUAAUCCUCGACCCACCGUCGAUCCAGAAACCACCGGGAAGCCACCAUGUCUGGCCUUCCCCGGUCUUCAAGUGCUCCGCUAAAGAAUGGCCUUCCUCCCCAGGAACUCCUUGAUGAUCUCUGCAGUCGGUUUGUUCUAAACGUUCCAAAAGAAGACCUACAAUCAUUUGAGAGGAUUUUAUUUCUAGUGGAGUAUGCUCAUUGGUUUUAUGAAGACAACUCAGUGGAGAAAAAUCCAUCGCUGAAGUCAUUUAAUUUGAAGGAGUUUACUUCUUUAUUGUUUAACAGCUGUGAUGUUCUUAAACCUUAUGUUGCCCAUAUAGACGACAUAUUUAAGGACUUCACUUCUUACAAGGUUAAGGUUCCUGUAACUGGAGCAAUCAUUUUGGAUGAAACCUAUGAAAGGUGCAUACUAGUGAAGGGAUGGAAAGGAUCAAGCUGGAGUUUUCCUCGUGGCAAAAAGAACAAAGACGAGGAAGACCAUGCAUGUGCCAUCAGAGAAGUCCAUGAAGAAACAGGAUUUGAUGUUACUAAACUUCUUAAAAUAGAUGAUUACAUUGAAGUUAUAUUUGGACAGCAAAGGGUGCGACUCUACAUUAUUGCUGGUGUAAGGGAAGAUACAGCCUUUGCACCACUCACCAAAAAGGAGAUCAGUGAAAUUGCAUGGCAUCGGCUGGAUGAUCUUCAGCCAGCAAGUGAUGAUGUGAUAUCCCGUGGUAUCACCGGCCUCAAGCUUUACAUGGUGUCACCUUUUCUGGCAUCGUUGAAGUCAUGGAUCUUUAAACAUCAGCCCCCAACUGCUCCAAGACCUGAUAUGCCUCUGAGAGGAAUCAGUGUGUGGAGAGCAAAAAACAGCUCAAUAGGGAGUAGCAACAUGAUAAUGGAGAGCCAAUCAACUAAACCUGAACCUGAUGUCCAUCCUCCUGACAUAGGACCUGGCAAGAGCUUCAGAAACUUCAGGUUCAAUACUGCUCCAAUCUUACAAGCAAUGGAAGCUGGUUUCUCUGCUUGAAUGCAACUUGCUUCUUGUAAAGUGGUUCAAGUUUCCAUAGCUGGGUUAUUUCCUUGUUUCACUUGUGUCGUGGUAUUCUAUGGAGAUGCCCUCAUUCAGAUGUACAUUGUUUGCACUGGAUUUUCGGGUUUGGGUUUAUGUAUAUUUUGUAAACAAAUGUAUAGAAACCCAUGCUUGCAUAUGCAUUUUCUCCAUAUGUUCAUACUUUGCUUUUACUUAAAUUGCUAAAAGGGAAAAGCUUCAUAUGAAGACUAGUUUUGACAUUGUAAAAGUUGCACUAGGUUUCUGGGCAUAUUUGUAUUAAUGGUUACUUGGUAAAACGUUUAAUUUCCUGUGGAUCCAAUCAUGCUUGUUGAAGUUCAA